AUGUUUGAAUUGGGGGAAUCAACAUUCAGAGCUCAAAAGUAUGGAUCUCGGCGGGCUUUCAAGAGCAGCAAAAUGAGUUUGUGCUUCAUCAUUUUUCUAGUUCUUCCUCUGCGGGCCUUGUCCAUUUGCGAAUCGCCAAUUAAUUCGUCACGGGGAAACUUAAAAAGUGUCGUAGCAAACUGCAUCGCGGACUGUCUCGGCUUAAGAAGCGGAAAUAUUUGCAACGUCAAUUACAAAACUGUCGUCAACCAGGUUUGCAAUGUCAACAGGUCGUUUGAACCAACCUUCCAAGUGUCGGAACAGAAAAUUAUGUUUUGCAAUGCUGCAAACGAGAAUAUUAACACGGCCUCAAAAUUAAACCUGUGCACUCACGCAGCUUUCGGACCCUGGUUCACGUUCAAUUCUGUGAAAACUGAUUUUGAACCAAUGCAAGACGUCAUAGGUCGUCAAAUUAAAUGGAAAGAAAUCGCGCAGCAACGUGGUGUGAAGACGGUUCUCACUUUUGGCAGCAGGACUCCCGAAGGAGGAUUGAAUGCUGCUAACUGGUCCAUUCUGGCGGCGAGUCCGGAUUCUAGGACGAGAUUAACUGGGCAGUUAAUCAAAUUGAUGGACGAAAACCAGUUUGACGGAAUUAAAGUGCAUUGGCAUUACAGUGGGUGCCCAAAUAACAACUGUGUCGCGGGAAACAAAAAUGACAAAGAAAAUUUGGUUCUGUUGAUGAAAGCACUUUACGCUGCCGUAAAGGAACGAGGAAAGCUGCUGUUUUUGCUGUUACCAAAUUGGGAAGUGUACCUGAGCAAAGGAUACGAUCUUGUAAAAUUAUGGAGCCAAGUCGACUACUUUUUCCUCGAGACCUUUCAUUACAAUAAUGAAGACGGAACUUGUUAUUUGGAUUACAUAGCACCCUUAAACAGAAUCAAAUAUAACUUGGCUUAUGUAAGGCAGUACUUAGCAGAUCCGACGAGAAUGAAAAAGGUUCUCGUUGGCUUCACUUCCAACACAGUUUUGUACAAGUUGUCCAAGCCAAACCUCAAGCCUAAAUUGAAAGACAGCGUUGUGGAUUUUUCCAGCCAGAAAUAUAAAACAAUGUGCAAAUACGUUCGUGAGGAAAAUUUUACCUUGUUGCUGGACGACACGAACGGAAACUUUGCGCACAACACGACGCACGUCUACGCCUACGAAGACUACAAUUCUCUGAAAUUGAAGGUUGAAUUUGUCAAAUCGACCGGAAUGGCUGGAAUGUACUUUGACGGAAUUGUUGAAGAUGACGUUUCAAACGAAUGUAAAUGCGGGCCGAUGCCGAUUUUGAGAAUUGCCUCGGAGCUUUUGCACGGCGGAGGCUGUGACGUGAAACAGUGUUUGAGUUGA
This is a messenger RNA of Cloeon dipterum, 1368 nucleotides long. Its product is annotated as probable chitinase 10. The coding region runs from base 1 to 1368 and encodes 455 amino acids. NCBI's taxonomy places the organism in Eukaryota, Metazoa, Arthropoda, Insecta, Ephemeroptera, Baetidae. Gene Ontology annotation, biological process: carbohydrate metabolic process; chitin catabolic process. The transcript is spliced from 9 exons. The record is from RefSeq and is a predicted model, not a curated record. Gene Ontology annotation, cellular component: extracellular region. Gene Ontology annotation, molecular function: chitinase activity; chitin binding.